This is a messenger RNA of Cucurbita pepo subsp. pepo (vegetable marrow), 1396 nucleotides long. Its product is annotated as transcription factor MYB117-like. The record is from RefSeq and is a predicted model, not a curated record. Lineage: Eukaryota; Viridiplantae; Streptophyta; Magnoliopsida; Cucurbitales; Cucurbitaceae. Gene Ontology annotation, biological process: regulation of DNA-templated transcription. Gene Ontology annotation, molecular function: RNA polymerase II cis-regulatory region sequence-specific DNA binding; DNA-binding transcription factor activity, RNA polymerase II-specific. Gene Ontology annotation, cellular component: nucleus.
UCCCCUUCUUCGUACACUGCAAUAUUCCAUUUCUUUCCAACCCAUUUCUUAUUGAUCUUCAUUUUCAUCAUCAUUUCAAGUUUUUGGCCUAUAAAUCUGAAAAAGAUGCAAACUUUCUUGUCCUAAAGCCACUAAAAUGGGUAUGUUAGAUGAUGAUCAUGAUGAUCAUGAUGAUUUUGGAGUUGGGGUUGAGGAAAGUUUGAAUCUUGAUCUUAAUCGUGCCAUUGUUUCUUCCUCUCAAGAGAGUUCUGAAGUUCUUGAAAAUGGGAGAGGUUUUUGGAACUUCCCAUUUUCAUGUGAGUCCAUCACUAGAAGCUCAGAGACUGAUUUCAGUGAUGGGUUUGUUGAAAACAUGAACGAGCCCUUAAAUAAAGCCAGUGGGGCUCAGUCUAGGCUCUGUGCUAGAGGCCAUUGGAGGCCUGCUGAGGACACCAAAUUGAGAGAGCUUGUAGCCCUUUAUGGCCCCCAAAACUGGAACCUCAUCGCCGAGAAGCUCGAGGGAAGAUCCGGGAAGAGCUGUCGACUGCGAUGGUUUAACCAAUUAGAUCCGAGGAUUAAUAGAAGGGUGUUUAGUGAGGAAGAAGAAGAGAGGCUAAUGCAGGCUCAUAGGAUAUAUGGAAACAAAUGGGCGAUGAUUGCGAGGCUUUUUCCGGGAAGAACGGAUAACGCUGUAAAGAAUCAUUGGCAUGUCAUAAUGGCGAGGAAGUAUAGAGAGCAGUCUCGUUCAUAUAGAAGGAGGAAGCUGAGCCAAUCUGUUUAUAGAAAAAUGGAAGAAGAUUUGAGUUUCCUCGUACUUCCCAAAGAACAAGACAACCGGCACCCGACAGCUCGUUCUCCUUUUGGUGCUGUUGAUUAUGGCUUUUUAACCCAAAUGGCCACUGCUGGAGGAGAAUCAAUGAACAGUCAUCAUAGGCUUAAUCAACCCUUCUUCAGCUCAUGUUCUCCGCUUUCAACUCUUAAUGUUCUUCCAGAUCCCAAGGGCAGAUUUUGGGAAGGAACAGGCCAUGGAUUUGUGGAACCACGCAGCCACCGCCAAUACCAGCCAUAUAACACGGCGGCGUUAGCAUCCAACGACGGCGUAGGCGGCUCACAAGUGGCCACAUCUCACGUUCUAAGAGGUGGAUCUUCAUCAGUAACGGUGGAGACAACAAAACAAGCACCACCAUUUAUCGACUUUCUUGGGGUUGGAGCCACAUGAAGAGGGUGAAUCUCAGAUGGGAUUUCAAAGGAUUAGAGAGGUAACUGAAGAAUAUGGAACCAACAUUACAGAGUGGUGGAACAUAUGAUAUUAUCCUAAAUGUUCUUCGUGCUUUGUUUUCCUUAUUAAGGUUACUUUCUUUUGUUAUCCUUAAUCUCCUCGACGUGUACUGUUUUAUGCCUUUCAAGUCAAGAAACU